Messenger RNA from Sebastes umbrosus (honeycomb rockfish), 6090 nucleotides. It is a transcript of the gene gpc2, whose product is annotated as glypican 2. Gene Ontology annotation, cellular component: synapse; extracellular region; cell surface. Gene Ontology annotation, biological process: cell migration; regulation of protein localization to membrane; smoothened signaling pathway. The record is from RefSeq and is a predicted model, not a curated record. Lineage: Eukaryota; Metazoa; Chordata; Actinopteri; Perciformes; Sebastidae. The transcript has 11 exons. Bases 1887 to 3650 code for a protein of 587 amino acids.
UAUUAUUGGGGACGUUUGUUAAUGUUUGUUCUGUUGUUUCAAAAUGAACAAAAAAACAAUAAAUAUAAUAUUGAAAAAAAAAAAAAAAAAUACCUGUAAAAUUUUUGCAGUUAAUUUGCUUCACCUUCUUUAUGGAUAAUUAUUCUACAACUUUAUAUAUUUACUGUCAUAUAUUGUAUUGUAUUGUGUGUAUAAUCUUUGAGUCUGUCUGUCUGUCUGUCUGUCUGUCUGUCCAGUAGUUUUUAGGACCCUGAGGUGUUUGGCUCAGCUGCUCCUCACCCAGCUCUCCCCUGUUGGUCCUCCUCUGCACGGUCCAUUGUUCUGUGUUGGAUAGAGCACAGUCAAACCAGCUGGGGUGAAACACACAACUUCUGGUCUGCACUUUUAAAAUAAAAUACCUAUUGCCUUUGCUUCACUUUUUUUGUGUGAAAAUGAUGCAGAGGCGUGUAACUCAUUGAGCCCUCGAUGGGAUAUUAGUCUUAAAUAUAAUUAUAAUAGUGAUGCAAACUGCAAGAUCAAAUUUGGGGUGGUAAAAGGUGCUUCAGUUGUAUAUUGUGUUCAAUUGUGCUUAUGUUUACAUUACCAAAGCAACUGUAAACUAAAUACAAAAAGGUUACAUGGUGAUGAGAAGGUUGUGAUGCUCAGCCUCUAUCUGUUUGGUGACGCCUGGAAGCUGCUUUACAUCUCCUGGAUGUCAUCUUCUCAUAUAUGUUCACAUCAUAUGUAUACAUUUUUGUCAAAUAUGGAUUGUCUUUAUUGUAUUUUCAUUAUGUUGUUACUCUGUACAUACAACAUUUAUUGCACGUCUGUGCAUCCUGGAAGAGGGAUCCCUCCUCUGUUGCUCUUCCUGAGGUUUCUUCCAUUCCCCCCCCCCCGUUAAAGAGUUUUAAGGGUUGGGGGGAGUUUUGGGCUACACAAAUAAAAUUUACUUGACUUGACUCAUAGUUUCAGCAAGUUGCAUCAGUGUCAAAGUCUGUCCGUAGCAGAAAACGUUUCAAUACAGCCAAUUUACUGUAUUUGCUACAAUGAGUUAUCACUAAAACAUUCUCAUUAUGUGGCUUCAAUUGGUAAUAGUCAGCUUUUACUUAAGAAAAUAAUUCAUAAUUCAUAAUUCAUAAAAUAUUGAUUAUUAUUAUAAAAUAAUAAUAAUAAAAUACCAAUAAAAACACAUGUUUGCAAUUGGUGUGAAUAGGUGGGCCCUUUAAAAACAGCUUAGGCCCUCAGGUGUCAUUUGUGGCAUUAUGUGUUUAUGGUCGAAAAAAAAAAGAACAAUACAUAAACUGUUUUAAGAAGCUUUAAACGUUGCAGUUUGUCACCGCCUUUUAUUAAAUAAUUUUUUUGGGGACUGCUCAUUCAUAUACUGCAGCACUUUCAUUCAUUUACAUCUACCAUCUUAUUUUACUCUGUUUAUACAUGUUUCUUUAUAUGGGUUUGUGUCUCUUUUACAGCUUGUCAUAAUGCCCUUUUAUGGGGUUAUUUCAUUUUGCCAUGCCUGUGCUUUUAUUUUGAAAACAGCCGCAGUUCCUCUCUCUUGUUAUCUCAUUAACUUGACUGAGUUUGCAGGAGGCUGUUGGAGGCUGUUGGAGUCUGAGCAGACGGGAGUGCCCCUCAUUCAACACUCCCUUUACAUUUACACUCACAAACAGCGGAUCUCCCAGGAAGGACACAUUAAACUGGACCCGGUGGAUGGAGACAUAUGUGUGAUAUAAAAACCAGACUGGAUGCAUCUCUUCUUUGCACUUAUCCUGGGACAACUAUGACUCUUUGAACCUGACUGAGGAUUUGGGAUUUUUUACUUUUGCGUGCAUCUAAACCUCCAUCCAUUCAUUCAUUCAUUCAUUAUAUAUAAAAACCCACCCCCUCUCCUCUCCUGCUGUCUGGUGAGGAUGGAUCCCCGGCUCUCUCUCUCCAGGUGCCCGCUGCUGCUGCUGCUCUGCUCGGUCUGCGUUCUGAGCAGCACCCGCAGCUCCGGUGCUGCUGCAGCGGGCAGGAGCUGCUCAGACACCCGGCAGGUGUACUCCGAGAAGGGGUACAGCACCGGCACCGCUCCGCUCACUCAAAUCUCUGGAGAGCACCUGCGGCUCUGUCCUCAGGACUACACCUGCUGCUCCAGUCAGAUGGAGGAGACGCUGGCCCUCCAGAGCGAGAGGGACUUCCUCAAAGCUGUCGAGGAGAACAGCCAGUUCCUUUUGACUACUUUCACCCAGAGACACCGCAGGUUUGAUGAGUUCUUCAGAGAGCUUAUAGACUUGUCAGAGAAGUCUAUGAACCAGAUGUUCACCAAGACCUACGGCCGUCUCUUCACCCAGAACGCACACGUCUUCCAGGAGCUGUUUGUGGAGCUGCGCAGAUAUUAUUCUGGGGGCAGCGUCAGUCUGCCAGAGGUGCUCUCAGACUUCUGGUCCAGACUGGUGGAGCGAGUCUUCUCUCUGGUUAACCCCCAGUAUCAGUUCAGUGAGGACUACCUGGAGUGUGUCAGCAAACAUGCCGAACAGCUGCAGCCGUUUGGGGAUGUGCCCCGAAGACUGCGAGUACAAGUGUCGAGGGCUUUCAUUGCAGCCAGAGCAUUAUCUCAGGGCUUGGCUACUGGUCGGGAUAUUGUUAACAAAGCAACAAAGUUGACGGCAGAUUCAGAGUGUGUGCGUGGGCUGAUGCGUCAGUGGUACUGCCCACUGUGUCGUGGCGUGCCCUCCCUGCGGCCCUGCCACUCCCUGUGCCUUAACGUGAUGAAGGGCUGCUUAGCCAAUCAGGGCGAUCUGGACACCGAAUGGAACAAUUUCAUUGAUGCUCUGUACCUGGUUUCUGAGAAGCUGGAGGGGCCGUUCAACAUGGAGCUUGCAGCUGACUCCAUCUCUGUGAAAGUGUCAGAGGCCAUCAUGCACAUGCAGGAGAACAGCGUCAGCAUCUCCACUAAGGUGUUCCAGGGUUGUGGAAACCCCAGACCGGCUCCAGGACGGUCCAAACGCUCACCCAAAGAGUCAGGAGGCAACAGGAGGCCCUUCCGCACCUACAGCCCAGAGGAGAAACCCACUACUGCUGCAGGAACCAACCUGGACCGACUGGUUACCGAGCUGAAGGAGCGACUGCGGCCGAUGCGUGGCUUCUGGGUGUCCCUCCCACACACCAUCUGCAACGACGAGAAGAUGGCCGCCGACGUCACUAAUGAGGACCGCUGCUGGAACGGGCAGACCCGGGGGAGGUACCUCCCGGAUGUGACGGGUGACGGGCUGGUCAGCCAGAUCAACAACCCCGAGGUGGAAGUGGACAUUGCCAGGCCAGAUGUGAGGACCAGACAGCUGAUCAUGGAGCUGAGGGUGGUGACCAACAAAUUGAGACACGCUCAGAGCGGACAGGACAUGGACUUCAUGGACAGUGAGGAGGGCAGUGGUUCAGGGGGUGGAGAUCAGGGUGAAAGGUACAAUGAUGAUUGGCCAGGCUACGGGCCUUACUCCCCGCCCUACAACAAACCCCCUCGCAACCCAGCUUCCAGCCCCGCGAAGCCGCCUCGAGUCCGAGAAAGAAACGGGUCCAAGUGGAACAGAAACAACGGUCACGGACGGGACAGAUCUGCAACCAGCCGGCUCUCUUUCUCCCUGGUUCCUUUGUUGUCUCUGCCUCUCAUGGUCACUGUUGCCUCCAUGUGGAGAUAGCUAGUUAUUACAGUCUGGAGGUUUUCUGUCAUGCUGGAGUCUCAAGCACAUUAUGAAGAAAAAAGUCAUUCCAUUUGGUUACACCAGCAGAAAAAAAAGACAAAAACAGGCUAAUUUAGCAAUAAUCAAAAAUCUAUUUACAGCACAAAAUAAAUAGGUUAAAGUGAAUAUUUUUCCAACAGCCUAAGCCACAAAAGAGGUAUUACCAGGCAUUAAUGAUUACAAACAAUACUUAAUAAGUACUGCCAUUUUUUUAGUGCCAUUCGUUUGACCUAUUAGAGUCUUGAUGCUGAAUGGUGUGCAGUGCUGGAGCAAAUAAGUCUUUGCGGGUGAAAGAGAAACUAAAAGUACAACAGCACAUGAAUUAGCAGCGUGUUUGGGUGAUGAAGCUCAUGGUUUGGUGGUCUGUGAGAUAGACGGAGGUUAUUAGUUUCAGUGAGCAGCUGAUUCGAUCUGAGUGAGUUUGUUUGCUGCCGUUCUCACGAAAUUAAGUUCAUUAUCUUAAUUGAUCUUGAUUUCAGUGCGGUUGUGGUUCAUUUUUCAUCUUGUGGAAGUAGUAAGAUUUAAUUUACUUGCUUAAUUAAACCUCCGUUUUUUGGCUUAGAGAUUAAAAAAAGUCAAUAGUGUGACUCUUGAAACCAAACAAGGGGCUUAUUUUUGAAUGUACCUAAUUAAUUUGCGGUUACUUGUGACGACAAGGGGUUAAUUAAUGUAAUAUAUUGAUGUUUUUAAUUUAUUUGUAAUAUAAUAUUUCAUUGUUCUUAUUGUCAAGCUUUUUAAGGCAAGGGUUGAGUGAUUUUAUUUUUUAAAAGAAGUGUUUGUCUUUAACUUUCUCUGGUAGAAAAAAAGGAAAAAUCAAGUUGUAUUUAUUAACUUUUUGUGAACCAAUCAUUUUAAAAUAUUGUUAUCAAACCAAUCACAACAAAACACUUAAUUAUUGUACGAUAUUGGGCCUCAAAGACCGGCGAUUUUAGCCUCAACCAGAGAUUGUUAAGGAGCAGUGUGUGUGAAUAUGUGUGUGUGUUUGUAUGAUUGGUUAUAUUGUCUGUUGUAUGUUCUGGUUUCAAGGUUCAGAGGUCAUGUUGAGAAGAUGUUGGGAUGUUUUUUAAUACCAUGAUUUUCUACUUAUUUUUCCUAAAAGCAACACAAGAUGAUGAAAACAGUGAGCAUGCUCACGAUGUGAUGUCAAAUUGGAUCGAAUGUUGAUGGAAAGACAAAGAACUGAGAGACGAUGGCUCUUAAUUUUCACGCUGAAUGUGUUUCAAUGACGAUAAAAAUCAAAGAAUAUUCAAGAAGGAAAAACUAAACGUGUGAGGAGGAGUGGUCAUCCAUGGACAGAGAGGAACUAAAAGGAUUAGUUUGACAUUUUGGGAAAUAAUCUUAUUUUAGUUUCUUGAUGAAAGUUAGAGAAGAGGAUUGAUGCCACUAAUGUCUGUACAAUAAAUGUGAAACAGAGACUGGAAACAGGGGGAAACAGCUAGCCUGGCUCCAUCCAAAGGUAACAAAAUCUGCUUUUCAAGCUCACUAAUGACACACAUUGUGUCUUGUUUGUUUAAUCUGUAAAAACACAAAGUGUAAAAAUUAGAAAUUAUGGUUUUACAUGGGAUUAUGUGCCGGACUCUUUCUUGGCUGGGAGCAGUUGCAGAGUAACCAGCGGAGACUCCAGGAAGUUAUUGGUUAUUGGUCAAGUAACAUGCUGCCUUCAAAUGGAAGUUGAGAGCUUGUGGUUACAACAUUGGAUAUUUUUGGCAUUCAAGUUGUUAAGUUGUGAGAACAACGCUGCUAGGCGCCAACAACGGCAACAUCAUUUUCCUCAGACCUAUUAUAAAAUUACGAAGAAAAAAAAUAUUGACUCCUAAAAUGUCAAUAUAUUAACUUAUCAUCCACUAAAAAUUAACAUCCAAGGCCUCCGCCAUUUCUGGCAACUUCAGCAAACAUGUCACGACUUGUGAAGUCUGAGCUUUCAGAAAAUUUCGAUUUACUAAAUCGUGAAUACCACAAGACGGGGGCGUUCAUAUGGACUCUUUAGAGGUGCUUGGUUACCUUUGGACAGAACUUUUCCCCUUGUUUCCAUUCUAUUUGCUAACUCCAGUCUAACUCUUGACAAGAAAGCAAAUAAGCAUAUUUCUCAAAAGUAUUUUGUUAAAGAUAAUGAAAGUCAAUUAAUAGGAUCCCAAAAGAGAGCAACGAUGCAGACGGAGAACAUAAAAAGAAUGUAUAGAUGCUGUAAAAGGACACUUUUCUGUUGAACGAGAAAUCGUGAAAUUCACUUUUUUGUAACAAAAGUACACUUCUAGUCAAACGGGCUAUUGCACCUGCACAAAAAAACAACAAAAAAAAAGGGUUUCAUUCUAAAGUUUUGCUCGCCAACUAAUUGAGAUUUUAUGUCAAGAAUGAAACCCUUCAAAGUCAGUAUAGGGUUCUUGAGACAAGACUUCAC